This is a messenger RNA of Symbiodinium necroappetens, 2284 nucleotides long. Lineage: Eukaryota; Dinophyceae; Suessiales; Symbiodiniaceae. The record is from the annotation of a GenBank genome assembly.
GUACUACGCGCGGUGGUGGUCGCAGUACGGCACUGUCGCUGCCAAAGGAGGCGUGGACGAGACGCAGUCAGGUGCAGCUGUGCAGGAAGCUCCGCCCAAAGCAGCAGCGUUUGACAAGGAUGCCUUGAAGAAGCUGGCAGAGCAGGCCGCGAAGAAUGCGGAGCAGGAAGAGAAGGAUGCCGCAGACAGAGAAGUGCAGGAUAGGCUGGCGGCCGAGGCAGCAGCUGCGCAGGCGGCGGCUGCACAAGCCCAGGCCCAGCAAGAGGCACAAGCAGCGAAAGCAGCACAGGCAGCACAAGCUGCCAAGGCAGCGCAAGCUGCAAAGAGCGCGCAGGCAGCACAGCAGGCUGCUGCUGCGCAAGCUGCUCAGGCCGCCCAGGCGCAGGCUCAAGCUCAGGCAGCGCAGGUGGCGCAGGCGGCGCAGGCAGCGCAGGCGGCGCAGGCUGCACAAGCCGCACAGGCUGCGCAAGCCGCGGCCCAGGUGCCGCCUCAGCCCCAGGUCAUUCCGGCACCAGCGCAGCCACUCGGCACAGCUCCUCUCCCGGCCGGCGUUGGCCCGGGUGCCCCACCGCCACCACCACCCCCACCUGGCCAAGGUCCCGCGCCGGCCUACGAUCUUGAAGCCUUGAAGCGGCUUGCAGCCGCACAAGGGGCUCCCGUCGCACCGGUCGCGCCGGUCGCGCCGGCGCCGUCGCCGCCGAUUCCGGUGGUCGAAGUUCGACCACCACCCGCACAGCCGAAGAAGUCAAUGGGCUUCUCCGGUUUCACCUUGCAGGCAGCCUCACCUGCGCCAGCACAACGAGACAAUGACUCCGUGCAGAAAAUGCUCGCCCGGCUGCAGGGAAAUGUGCAGGGAGCGAAGCAAGCCUUGUCAGCCACAGGCCCUGCACCCAAUUUUGGUGGCCAACUUCCUUUCGUUCAGGCGACACCCUUAUCAAAGUUGGGGCCGCAUUCGGGCCUGGGAGACGAUGACUGGGAGCCUUUGCAGGAGACCGUGAGGACUGCAAGCGCUCGCAGUGAGGUGGAGGAAGCCGCCAAGGCCUUCCUCAAGAACUUCGCACAGAUGAGUGCAGAGCAGCUUGCAGAGCUUCUCCACCUCAUGGAAGCGAAGGCUCACUCCUACCCUCGGGACUUCUACACCGAGUUGGGCAGCAUGCUUGGGCACAAGCUGAAGUCGGCGACAAGUCCACAGAUCGCCCACAUCAUGAGUGCGUUUUUGUAUUGGCAACCAGAGGGCAGGCAGCGGUUCAUCGAUUCAAGCCGGGACUUUCUGGCUGUGGCAACUGCUGAGGUUCCGACUCGGCUUAUGGAGCUUGCGCCUCACGAGUUGAACACCUGCUUAGCUGGGCUGGUGUCCUUGGGCUGCUCGGACCACAAGUUCUUCGUCUCUGUUGGCAAGUCGGCCCAGGCUCGGCACAAGACCUUCGGCCCGAAGGAACUCACCUCGCUCUUGACCAUCCUCUCCGAGGUCCGCCUGGUGCACUCCGAGCUCUUUGCCUCGGCGGCCUCAGCCGUGGCCCCCCGGGUGCGCGAGCUCCGGCCCGUGGAGGUGCUGCGCUGUGCGCGCUCCCUGGCACGCUGCGGGGUCAAGAGCGAGGCCUUCUGCCAGGCCGUGGGCGACGACGUGGUGGGGCGCUGGUCAAAGAGCAACUCGGGCUUCCGAUGCGAGGAUCUGGUGGAUUUGUGCUGGUGCUUCUGCGUUUUGGAGCACUACCACCCCGAGCUGAUGCAGCUGACAGUCCAAGUGCUGCAGGACACUGCAAAGGUCACAGCAGAUGCGCUGUGCCAGUUUUACGAAAUCCACCUCUCUCUAGAGCCACUCGGCAUGGCAUCGGAGGAGGACUUCGGUUUGGAGACCGAGCACAAAGAGCGCUACGCCUCGUUCCGAAUAGACGACAAGGCGACGGGAAAGCUUCUGGAACACUAUAAGGAGAAUCGCCGAGAUUGUAGGCGGUGCUCUGAGAAAGUCCGAUCAGACAUCUCCGCAGCAGUGAAGGGCCUUCUAGAGGGCCAUGUGCAAACCAACCACCGCACCAGUUUGGGUCUUCUGUCGGACGUGGCAGCCUUGAGGAAGCGAUCCUCUACGGACGGGUAUGUCCACAUUGACAUCGACGGUGCUUUGUCGCUGAUUCGUCCUAUCGACCAGGAUGAAACUGCGGGCCCGAUUGUCGAUGGCGCAGUGGCACUCAGGCGUCGCUUGCUAGGUUUUGCUGUUUCUGCCCACCUCUGCAAGAUCGAGUCCUUACGCCGAGCAUGCACAACAUGCAGGCUCAAGAAGCGUUGA